AUGGCCCAGCAGCGCCUCGUGCAGCUCUCGGCGCAGCGCCCCACCAGCACCGUCUGCGCGCUGGGCACCGAGCUCUGCGUCGACGUCGGCGGGGCAGCGCCCAAGGAUGCCGCCUGCUUCCACGCCCAGGGCACCGCCGGCGUGAAGCUCUACGUGGUGCAUGGCGCGCAGACCGUGAAGCUGCCGUCGAGCGUGUCCCGCUGGCCCCUGGGCGCUGGCGUGGAGCUGCUGGUGGCGGCGGAGGAGCUCAGCAAGGAUGUUGGCGAUGAGAAGGUCCGCGUCUCCUACUUCGGGGCGGGCGGCGGGGUGCCCGUGGGCCGAGCCGUGCUCUACAUCACCUGCGUGGACGUCUCCCUGGACGCCGACGGGAGCCGCAGCGGAGUGGUGAGCAAGACGCUGGCGGACAAGCGUGCCUGGACCUGGGGGCCCGAGGGCCACGGAGCCAUCCUGCUGGUCAACUGUGGCCACCAGCAGCCCGCGCCCGGCCCGGGGGAGAGCCGCCAGCCUGCCGGGCGCACCUACCGGGAGCUGAAGGAGGCGUCGCAGGUGGUGCUGCGUGCGCGAGGUCCUCGCGCCGUCUUCGCCGGCCACCGGCUCGUCCUGCAUGUGAGCUUCGGCGACGCCGACAAACUCGGCGUUUUCCACGGCGCCAACAGCGUCUCGCCGGAGGAGUACAAGCACGUCCUGGGCGGCGAGAAGCUCUCCUACGCCGUGAAGCCCAGCCGGCACCAGGAGGAGAACGUCUUCUACGUGGAAGGGCUCCGCUUCCCGGACGUCGGCUUUGCCGGGCUGCUCUCCUUGCACGCCACGCUCCUGGAGAGCCCGGAGCAGGGCCUGCCGGAGACGCCUGUCUACACGGACACGGUGGUUUUCCGCGUGGCGCCUUGGAUCGCGACGCCCAACACGCUGGCGCCCGUUGAGCUCUACGUGGGCAGCGUGGCCACCAACCAGGACUUCGUGGCCGCCGUGAGCGCCCUGGCCGAGCGAGCCGGCUGCCCCAUCACCGUCUGCCCGCCGGCAGAGAACCGCCGCGACCGCUGGAGCCAGGACGAGAUGGAGUUCGGCUACGUGCAAGCUCCCCAUAAGACGUUGCCCGUGGUCUUCGACUCGCCCCGCGGCCGGGGGCUCGAGGACUUCCCCGCCGAGCGCAUCCUGGGCCCCGACGUCGGCUACGUGGCCCGGGAAGGCGUCUCCGAGCUCGACUCCUUCGGGAACCUGGAGGUGAGCCCACCCGUGACGGCGCGGGGCAAGGAGUUCCCGCUGGGACGCGUCCUGGUGGGCAGCAGCUUCCCCAGGUUCGGCGGCCGGAGGAUGGUGAAGGCCGUCAGGGACUUCGUGAUGGCCCAGGAGGUGCAGGCGCCCGUGGAGCUCUUCUCCGACUGGCUCGCCCUUGGCCACGUCAAUGAGUUCCUCACCUUCGUCCCAGCUCCCGACCGGCAGGGUUUCCGGCUGCUCUUGGCCAGCCCCAGCGCCUGCUACCGCCUGCUCAAGGAGAAGCGGGACGAGGGCUACGGCAAGGUGGUCGCGUUCGAGGGGCUGAAGGGGGUCCCCAAGGCCACCGUUGAGGAGCUGUUGGCCGACGAGGCGCUGCGGCAGUACAACGCCUUCGCCCAGAGCUGCGUCAGCUGGAACAGGGACAUCCUCAAGAGGGAGCUGGGCCUCGGUGAGGCCGACAUCGUGGACGUGCCACAGCUCUACAUGGAUGGUGGAGACAUGGGUGCCAGGGCCUUCUUCCCUGCCAUGGUGAACAUGCUGGUGCUGGGCAAAUACCUGGGCAUCCCCAAGCCCUUCGGACCGGUCAUCGGUGGCCGGUGCUGCCUGGAGGAGAAGGUCCGCUCACUGCUGGAGCCCCUGGGGCUCACCUGCACCUUCAUCGCCGCCUCCUCCUCCUCCCACGCGCCGGCCGCUGCCGGCUGCCGGGGCACCAACGUGCGCCGCCAGCCCUUCUCCUUCAAGUGGUGGCACGUGGUGCCCUGA
This is a messenger RNA of Rhea pennata, 1977 nucleotides long. Its product is annotated as protein-arginine deiminase type-1-like. The transcript has 16 exons. The record is from RefSeq and is a predicted model, not a curated record. Gene Ontology annotation, molecular function: calcium ion binding; protein-arginine deiminase activity. Gene Ontology annotation, cellular component: cytoplasm; nucleus. Lineage: Eukaryota; Metazoa; Chordata; Aves; Rheiformes; Rheidae. Bases 1 to 1977 code for a protein of 658 amino acids.